UCGAAGUUCCUGUUGAGAGACGGGCGGGGAGUCCUAAAAUAACCUGCGGACUUGUCAUGGCUUCUGGAAAACUGCACUGUAUCCAGCUACAAUGGCGACCGGACCACCAGUAACGCAACAAAUCGGCAGGAAUCAGCAGGGGACGCCGAAUCCUCCGGUAAACGUGCACCUCUCCGAAGUCGAAGACUGCCUGGUUCACGAUCGGUUGGGAAACUGUAUUCCUUUCAGAAGAUUAUAUCAGGAGAAGAAAUCAAUCAUCGUUUUCGUUAAGAACUUCUUGUGCUACACGUGCAGAGAGUAUGUUGAAGACCUCGCCAAAAUCCCAAAGAAAUCACUCAUGAGUGCUGAUGUCAGAUUGGUUGUGAUUGGGCAGUCAUCUCACCAUCACAUUGAGCCAUUCUGUGCAUUGACGAAGUAUCCCCAUGAAAUAUAUGUUGAUCCUGAAAGGAAGGUUUAUACCAGACUGGGGAUGAGAAGAGGAGAGAUUUUCACCGAAUCGGGUUCGCGGUGUCGUCACGUGAGGUCCAGCAUGCUCCAGGGCACGGUCAGCAGCCUGUGGCUGGCCAUGAAAAGCCCCGCCUUCGAUUUCCAAGGAGAUCCCCUCCAACAGGGCGGGGCCAUCAUUGUAGGCCCAGGUUCUGAGGUUCAUUUUGCGCACUUUGACUCGAAUCGACUGGACCAUAUGCCUAUAAACUGGCUAUUGCAGCUGGCCGGAGUGGAAACCGUUGACUUCAGCGAUCAGCCAAAGAUAAUCCAUGUUUGAAAGCCAUAAGGGGCGAGGCGGGGUGACGGUUGGGGGCGGGGCAACUGCAAUAAACACAAGCGCUUUGAACUGUAUUUAACUGUCUAUUAAAGCUAUCAUUUUUUUACCUGGAGACUUCACCAAUAAAUCAUUUUUGUACUCAUCUGAUUAUGGAGAAGCAGUGUGUUUUUUUUCUUUAUUUUUAAGUGUUGUAGUCACAACAUGAUUGCAAUACAGACUUCUUCCUCCUUAACACGAAUAUUCUGCAGACAUUUUUAUUUAUUUUUUAUAACUCGGGUUUUUGUUUCGUUUGCAGCUUACAUUCCUGAUUGGUGAUAGGAGGUUUGUCCUUUGUGACACUAUUUCAUGAAGUGUGUUUUCUGGUUGAAAACCAAUAGGCAUUUUGAUUUAUUUUGCACAACGAAUGAUUACCGUGCGCAUUUAAUUUACGCAUAAAUUAUGCUGUGAUUGUAA
Molecule: messenger RNA, 1216 nt
Organism: Conger conger (European conger)
Lineage: Eukaryota; Metazoa; Chordata; Actinopteri; Anguilliformes; Congridae
Gene: prxl2c
Product: peroxiredoxin like 2C
Exons: 6
Coding region: 92-763 (223 amino acids)
Source: RefSeq, a predicted model, not a curated record